Molecule: messenger RNA, 2414 nt
Organism: Cavia porcellus (domestic guinea pig)
Lineage: Eukaryota; Metazoa; Chordata; Mammalia; Rodentia; Caviidae
Gene: C1qtnf5
Product: C1q and TNF related 5
Exons: 4
Coding region: 776-1507 (243 amino acids)
Cellular component (GO): cell projection; plasma membrane
Molecular function (GO): protein binding
Source: RefSeq, a predicted model, not a curated record
GGACCUCUGCUGAGGACUGGCUCCUCUCUGGGGCCUCCCAGGGAGAAAGAGGAGGAGCUCCCCAACCCCAGCUUAAUGGAACACCCCCACCCUCAGGCUCCUUCCCUGCCCCUUUAUCUGCCAGAAGGCCCUGUGGGCCGCCACUGAACAGUCUAGAGGGUUUCCCAUCAAGCCUCUGACCCAUCUCCCCCUCUUCCCUCGGCCUUUUAAAGUUCCAUCACUUGCCCUUCAGCCUUCUCGGCUAACAAACUGCCGUGAGUGCCCGCAGAUGUGGCAUGCCCUGUUCUAAGCCCGGGGUCCAGUGGGUUCUCUGCUGGUCCAGUUGUCCCCAACUAGAGUCUUGUCCCCGGCGUCUGUCUCGGCAGCAUCCCUCCCUCCCGCCUCUGGGAACAGGAGGAGCCCUGAGUGUCUCCCACGGUUUAGCCUCUCAGUGCCCAGCUCAAGUCUUCCUCCCCCUCGCUUCUCCCCCCCAAAUUUUGGCCGCCCGCCGGGCGACACCACGAGUUAUUUCCCUGCUAUUUCCCGGCCCAGAGCCCUGAACAACUGGUUUCCUCUGGAGCCUGGGAGGAGCGGAGUGGGCAGGGAGCAAACCAGGGCAGCACCAGGGGACCGGAGGGUAGCGGGGUGCUCGGCCAGGGAGAAGCUCGGGGGCGGGGGCAGGGCCAGCUGGGGUGUCCGGACAGCGCGCCCCAAAGGAGGUCAUCGAGAGCACCAGCAGCCGGGGAGAAGGGAGGGUCCACAGACUCCUGGGGUUCGGGCUCCAGGUGCCAGCAUCAUGAGGCCGCUCUUCGCCCUGCUGCUCCUGGGCCUGGCAUCGGGCUCGGCCCCAUUGGACGACAACAAGAUCCCCAGCCUGUGUCCGGGGCACCCCGGCCUUCCGGGCACGCCAGGCCAGCACGGCAGCCAGGGUCUGCCGGGACGCGAUGGCCGCGACGGCCGCGACGGUAUGCCUGGGGCUCCGGGCGAGAAAGGCGAGGAUGGGAGGCCAGGUCUGCCGGGGCCCCGGGGGGAGCCCGGGCCGCGAGGAGAGGCAGGCCCCGUGGGGGCGGCCGGGCCUGCCGGGGAGUGCUCCGUGCCCCCGCGCUCCGCCUUCAGCGCCAAGCGCUCGGAGAGCCGGGUGCCGCCUCCGGCCGACGCGCCCCUGCCCUUCGACCGCGUGCUGGUGAACGAGCAGGGCCAUUACGACGCCACCACCGGCAAGUUCACCUGCCAGGUGCCCGGGCUCUACUACUUUGCCGUCCACGCCACCGUCUACCGGGCCAGCCUGCAGUUUGAUCUGGUCAAGAACGGCGAGUCCAUCGCCUCUUUCUUCCAGUUUUUCGGGGGCUGGCCCAAGCCAGCUUCCCUCUCAGGGGGCGCCAUGGUGAGACUGGAGCCCGAGGACCAGGUGUGGGUGCAGGUGGGCGUGGGGGACUACAUUGGCAUCUAUGCGAGCGUCAAGACAGACAGCACCUUCUCCGGAUUUCUCGUCUACUCCGACUGGCACAGCUCUCCAGUCUUCGCGUAGAGCUCUCUGGCUCUAGAAGAGGGCCCACCACUGACCCCACAUCCGGGAGGGCUGGCCCCCCUGGAAUAUUGUGAAUGACUAGGGAAAUGGAGUGGGGGGGGCCUCAGGCCUGCUGCCAGCAAGAAAUGAAAACAGCAAUUAGCAUGGGGCUGUAUUUCAGCCCAAGACAGGAGCCCGCUGUACUGACAAGUGUGGGUCCCUGGCUGCUCAGAUCCACGACUCCAAGGUGCGGUGCUCUCCUCCUGGUCCUCCCCUUCCUCUUCCAUCCCUCCUGCUCCCAGGGCCGGCCCUUUACUCAGAGACCACUCAAUACAUCUUAAAAAAAAAAAAAAAAAAACGUCCUCCUGGCCUCAGUGUUCCAUUAGUGAAUAAUGGGGAUGCCCUGUUUCUGAUAAUGGUGGUUAGGUGCACAGGCAGAAGGCGGCAUGGAGUCACAGGGCAGAAGACCCAAGACUCAGGCUCGGGAAUGAGGCUGCUCUACAGAGCUGUCGCCGAGUAUGUGGGUCAUGACCAAGAGUACCGCUGGGGUACUCUUGACUGACUGGGGGUGGGUGUACCCUCCUGGUGAGGGGCACUAGCCACCCAGAAAAAGGGGCACACAUUUCUAACUCAAAGAUGCCACACCUGGUGGGGGCUGCCUUCACCAUCCAGACACCUGCCCUGACCCAGCAAGAAACAACCUGGGACUUCCUUCCAUUCACAGCUGCUCUGGCCGCUUGCCUGGUCCCACACCCGCUCCAGAGACUGGAAGGAGCUAAGCCUCCCCUUGCUCGGCUCCCUGUCCAGGGCUGGGGGAAGGAACGGCCAGAGUAAGCAGAGCCUCAAAGCUCCUGGGCGGCUUCACCUCCUGUGCCACCUCCAGAGCCCAGUCCGGCCCUCAACCCAACCAAUAAACCAGGGUCUCCCA